AUGUGGAAAAGGUUGUUAAGCUCAACCUCUUCAAGGGUUAUUACCAGUGUGGUUACAGUUUCUACAGCAUCAUUUGUUGCGUAUAGAUGUGGACAAGCAUCAAGCACCGACCAAUCAUUACUUCCACUGGGAUCAACAACCAAGUUAAGUUCCUUGAAACCACCACAAUAUUGUCCUGAACAAGAGAUCCCCGGUGUUAUGUCGAAAAUAAAGCAAUUGGGUAUUUCAGUGGUCAAUAGUAAGCCAGAAAUUGAUCAUCAUACUGGUAACGAUUUCACUACUCAUAAACCAUUACCAAAUGAAGUUCCACAGUUCAUUAUCUACCCAGAUUCCACUGAACAGGUUUCACAAGCAUUGAAAAUUCUUAAUGAAUAUAAAGUCCCUGUUGUUCCAUUUAGUGGAGGUACUUCAUUGGAAGGACAUUUCCAUUCAACUCGUCGAGGGGUGGUUAUAGAUACCUCGAAGCUAAAUAAAGUUUUGGCAGUGAACGAUAAUGAUCUUGAUGUUGUUGUUCAAGCAGGAGUUAAUUGGCAGGAUUUGAAUAAAGUUUUGGAACCAUAUGGAUUGAUGUUUGGCACUGAUUGUGGACCUAAUGGUUUGAUUUCUGGAAUGAUUGGGACAAAUGCUUCGGGUAUUAAUGCCUCGAGAUAUGGUGCUAUGUCUGCCAAUGUGAUAUCAGUAACUGCAGUCUUACCAGAUGGAACAAUUAUCAAAACAAGAAAUAGACCGAGGAAAUCUAGUGCCGGGUAUAAUUUGACUAAUUUGUUUGUUGGAAGCGAAGGCACUUUAGGAAUAGUUACUGAGGCAGUAUGCAAAGUAUAUCCUAUCCCCAAACUGGAAACGGUUGUUGUUGUGCAAUUCCCGCUGAUAUUAGAUUCUACUAAUGCUGUAGCUCAAGUUUUCCGGUCGGGAAUCCAACCCACUGCAAUUGAACUUUUGGAUAAAGAUAUGAUGCAUUGUUUGAAUUACAGCGGAUAUACUACAAGAAAUUGGUUGGAAUGUCCCACUAUUUUUUUCAAAAUUGGUGGUAUAAACGAAAACGUUGUAAAAGAGAAUGUCAAUAUUUUGCAACAAAUUACCCAAGCCAAUCAUGCCAAUGCAUUUGUGUUUGCUCAAAACAAGCAAGAACAAGAAGAAUUGUUUUCUGCACGUAAAAAUGCUUUUUAUGCAAUGAUUAAUUAUGGAAAGAAUGAAAUUGACGAAGACGUGAGAAUUUGGGUUACUGAUAUUGCGGUGCCAUUAUCAAAAUUAUCCAAAGUACUUAAUGAAAUCAAUUCUUUAAUUAAAGCAUCACCAUUUCAAUCAAUUAUUUUGGCACAUGCUGGUGAUGGAAAUUUUCACGCAGACAUUUUUUACAAACAUGAACAAAGGGCAGAAGUUGAGCAAUUGGUUAAUAAAAUGAUUGAGUUAGGAUUACAAAAUGAAGGGACAUGUACCGGUGAGCAUGGGGUUGGUAAUGCCAAGCGUAACUUUUUACAAUUAGAAUUAGGCUCGGAUACAAUAGAUCUCAUGAGAAAAAUCAAACUUGCAGUCGAUCCGAACAGAAUCCUCAAUCCCGACAAAAUAUUCAAAAUAGAUCCAACUGAUCCGGGUGAGUACUAA
Messenger RNA from Candida dubliniensis CD36, 1602 nucleotides. RefSeq names its product D-lactate dehydrogenase (gene DLD2). The record is from RefSeq and is a predicted model, not a curated record. Gene Ontology annotation, cellular component: mitochondrion. Gene Ontology annotation, biological process: lactate catabolic process. The transcript has a single exon. Lineage: Eukaryota; Fungi; Ascomycota; Pichiomycetes; Serinales; Debaryomycetaceae. Gene Ontology annotation, molecular function: D-lactate dehydrogenase (cytochrome) activity; D-lactate dehydrogenase (NAD+) activity; FAD binding. The coding region runs from base 1 to 1602 and encodes 533 amino acids.